Molecule: messenger RNA, 2067 nt
Organism: Rana temporaria (common frog)
Lineage: Eukaryota; Metazoa; Chordata; Amphibia; Anura; Ranidae
Product: golgin subfamily A member 6-like protein 22
Exons: 1
Coding region: 187-2067 (626 amino acids)
Source: RefSeq, a predicted model, not a curated record
UUAGACUUAAAUAAGGUGAUGGCGUGUGACUAUUUGCUUUCGAUCAAAACACAGAUUUAAGUGGCGUCAGCUAUUAAUUCUGAACAUUUCUGCUGGUUUAUGGACACAUUCUUAUAACAUUUCUUUCUUUAUCUCCACAGACUUUGCUGCUGCAAGAAAAGACCAAGAGAGAUAGACUGUCUACAGAUGGUAGAAGUAGAAGGACACCCAGAGAUAAAAGGAGGAUCCCCAGAGAUAAAAGGAGGAUCCCCAGAGAUAAAAGGAGGAUCCCCAGAGAUAAAAGGAGGAUGCCCAGAGAUAAAAGGAGGAUCCCCAGAGAUAAAAGGAGGAUCCCAAGAGAUGGAGGGAGUACACACAAUGAGAGAAGAAGACACAGAGGAAGAAGGUGUCCUAGUGGUAAAAGUAGAUGAAAUACCGAUCAUGAAGGAGCAAAGCGGAGAUAUGGAAGGAGGAAUCACUGAGAGGAACGAAAUGCACACACAGCUGACUGAAGUGUGCACAAUAACGGAAAAAAGACACACAUCGACGGAAGAAGUUGCAGCGAUGGAAGAAGAACUCUCAGUGAUUAAACAAAAACUUGCAGAGACGCAAGAACUCGCAGUGAGGAAAGAAGAACUCACAGUGAGGGAAGAACAACUUGCAAAGAUGCAAGAACAAUUUGCAGAGAUGCAAAAACGCGUAGCGAGGAAAGAAAAACUCGCAAAGAUGCAAAAAAAAAUUGCAGAGGCGCAAAAACUCGCAGUGAGGAAAGAAGAACAACUCGCAGUGAGUAAAAAAGAAAAACUUGCAGUGAGGAAAGAAGAAAAACUCGCAGUGAGGGAAGAACAACUUGCAAAGAUGCAAGAAAAAUUUGAAGAGACGCAGGAACUCGCAGUGAGGAAAGAACUCCUUGCAGUGAGGGAAGAACAACUUGCAAAGAUGCAAGAAAAAUGUGCAGAGGCGCAGGAACUCGCAGUGAGGAAAGAAGAACAACUUGCAAAGAUGCAAGAAAAAUUUGCAGAGACGCAAGAAAAAUUUGCAGAGACGCAAAAACGCGCAGUGAGGGAAGAACAACUUGCAAAGAUGCAAAAAAAAAUUGCAGACACACAAAAACUCGCAGGGAGGAAAGAAGAAGAACAACGCGCAGUGAGGAAAGAAGAACAACUCGCAGUGAGGGAAAAACAACUUGCGAAGAUGCAAGAAAAAUUUGCAGAGACGCAAAAACUCGCAGUGAGGAAAGAAGAACUCCUCGCAGUUAGGGAAGAACAACUUGCAAAAAUGCAAGAAAAAUUUGAAGAGACUCAAGAACUCGCAGUGAGGAAAGAAGAACAACUCGCAGUGAGGGAAAAACAACUUGCAAAGAUGCAAGAAAAAUUUGAAGAGACGCAAAAACUCGCAGUGAGGAAACAAGAACAACUCGCAGUGAGGGAAGAACAACUUGCAAAGAUGCAAGAAAAAUAUGAAGAGACGCAAAAACUCGCAGUGAGGAAACAAGAACAACUCGCAGUGAGGGAAGAACAACUUGCAAAGAUGCAAGAAAAAUAUGAAGAGACGCAGGAACUCGCAGUGAGGAAAGAACAACAACUCGCAGUGAGGAAAGAAGAACAACUCGCAGAUAAGGAAGAACAACUUGCAAAGAUGCAAGAAAAAUUUGCAGAGACUCAAAAACUUGCAGUGAGGAAAGAAGAACAACUCGCAGUGAGGAAAGAAGAACAACUUGCAAAGAUGCAAGAAAAAUUUGCAGAGGCGCAGGAACUUGCAGUGAGGAAAGAACAACAACUCGCAGUGAGGGAAGAACAACUUGCAAGGAUGCAAGAAAAAUUUGCAGAGACGCAAGGAGAACUGUCAGAAACUAAAAAUGAACUGGCAGUGAAGGAAAAAGAACUUACAGAGACGAAAGAAAUAUUGUCAGGCAUACAAGAAACGUAUCUAGAAACACUCAUAGAGAUUGAAGAAGAAGUCGCAGCCAUGGAAGAAGAACUCGCAGUGACGAAAGAACAACUAUCAGCGACUAAAAAAGAACUUGCAGUGAGGGAACAAGAACUCGCAGUGAGCAAGAACAACUUGCAAAGAUGCAAGAGAAAUUAA